CUGCCGACCAUUGUCCUCCGAGAUGCUAACGGAAGAUGAUCAGGUGACCAGAUGUAUUGUCGAGGUGAUCUCGGACACUCUGUCCAGCCCCAGGCCGCUGCCUGUCACCACUGGAUGCAGCAAGGUCCUCAAAGAAGAUGAGAGAGUUCUGGCGAUGGUGCAUCAUCAGAACCUGCUGAGGGAGCUGGAGGAACUCACACAGCCUGGUGAGGGUUCAGUCAGGCAAAUGCCUCUGAAAAGCAUCAAGAAGUGGAACUACCCGAUGGCAGAAAGCAUGGAGUGGAAUGAGGAGGACAAGUUGGAGAAGAGGCUUUCCUCACUGAAGAAGGAGGGGGGCGAUGAGUGGAGGGAGCCCAGCGCCGGCCAAGGGGGAUCCCACGUGAAGAUGACCACCCCUUCGAAGGAAGAGGGAGAGGUGAAGAGGAACGAUCAAGGGCAAGGGGUGAAGAAUGAGGAGCAACGCAAGGACAAAGACCUCAUCACUGGGGAAGAUGAGACCAAGUUUGGAACACGAGCGAGCAAGGAAGAGUUCAGUGAUGAAGACAAAGGCGGUUUCGGGAAGGGACGUGACGAGUUAUCUGAGGAAGGCUAUCAAAGUGCCAUUGAGCUUGGGCAGGAGGGGCGAGAGGACCUCAGGGUGGAUGAGCUGAUUGAGAAGGUCGCCAAGCAGGAAUUGGAGAGCAGAGAGGAGGAGGAGAGGAAGGAACGGGAAGGUGGCGUUCCCAGGAGGAAUAGGAAUGGGAUCGGCCAGCCAAACGCCAGCAAGCGAGUGGAGGAGAAUGCCAGCGAUGAGGAAACUGACCAGUUUGAAGCAGAACAGAAAGGACUGAAGAUCCUGGAGGCACAAAGCCACGCGCAGGGCAAGGUGGACAAGCAACAGCCUCGUGAGGAUAAGAGACGCCAUCAUCUGGACACGAAGCAGGGACGUGAAGAUGACGUUGUCUACCAGUGGAAGAGGCACCACGGACUGGGGAACAGCAAGGUGGAGGCGGUGGAUGAGGAGGGAGAGGGAGAGGAAGAAAAGGAGAGAGAGCAAGAUGAAAGAAAACUGAAGCAUGAGGAACACGAGCUGAGUAACCUGGCGGAGAUUGAGCGGGAGCUGAAGGACGUGGCGGACAAACUGCGGGACUUCCAGCGGGGUUGAGAGCCGCUCGUUCCCAUUCCCAAGGGUGGCCAGUGCCUCCCAUCACAAUGGCUGCCAUUACGUUGACGUGUAGACCAGCCCAUCGCCAUCGACAUCCCCUUCCCUGGCUGUGUACUGUUAUGGUCCAAAGCUUCACCGAGCACGGACAGGGUGCAGUGAUGCAUGGUAUAUUAUUCAACUUGUCAGUGUUCCUCUGCUCAAUGGCAAUGUCAUCCCAUCAAUGAAAGAAUGCAAAUGUACAAUUUAACACCCGUCCUUGAGUUAAGAGCCUGUCCCACCAGCGUGCAACUCCAUGCGGCAAGCGCGAGCUAAUGAGGUUGCUUGAGCCGUACGGCCUCGCGCGGCCGGUCCCACUUCGAUCGCCAGAGCCGUAUGGAGUUGUGCGGAGCUGGUCCCGACAUCGUGCGCGCGGGGCUCCGUCCAAAAUGAACACUGUCCAAAAAUUCCACGUGACAACGGCCUGUCGGCCCACAGCCGCAUUGAGGCCGUACGCAGCGUCUCAACGCCGUACGCCUAGCGCGUGGCAUUGCGCCAUGAUGUCACCGCCCGGCAUGCCGUGGCGCGAUGAUGUCACCGCCCGGCAUGCCGUGGCCGAUGAUGU
Leucoraja erinaceus (little skate) is the source of this 1745-nucleotide messenger RNA. Its product is annotated as chromogranin-A-like. NCBI's taxonomy places the organism in Eukaryota, Metazoa, Chordata, Chondrichthyes, Rajiformes, Rajidae. Gene Ontology annotation, cellular component: secretory granule. Bases 23 to 1144 code for a protein of 373 amino acids. The record is from RefSeq and is a predicted model, not a curated record. The transcript is spliced from 5 exons.